Vitis vinifera (wine grape) is the source of this 2759-nucleotide messenger RNA. RefSeq names its product telomere repeat-binding protein 4. The record is from RefSeq and is a predicted model, not a curated record. The coding region runs from base 459 to 2573 and encodes 704 amino acids. NCBI's taxonomy places the organism in Eukaryota, Viridiplantae, Streptophyta, Magnoliopsida, Vitales, Vitaceae. The transcript is spliced from 11 exons.
UCCGGUGGUUUUGAUGGAACGGAGGUUGUCAUUUUCCGUGAGGGGGAUGAGAGGUUUUUAAUUUAAUUUUUUUUUUUUUGUGCUGAAUUUAAAUUCACAUCCAUCUUCUGAACAAGUUCCGAUCUUGAGAAUCUGGAAAUUGAUGACAAUUCUCGGGAAAAUGGAAUUUGGACAAAUUUGACUCGGUUUAAGAGGAGCCAGAUUUACUGAUUUGUGAUAUGUCAUAGGAUUGGGUGGGGUUGCUACAAAAACUGGAACUGUGCUCUGUUCGUUUGCCUUCCAUUGAAAACAUGUCUUGAAACAAUCAUUCAUUCUGAAUUUACAAAUGGGUUUUCCCCCCCCUCUUGUGGAGUAAAUGAUGCUAUCUUAUAUGUUACAAGAAACACUGAUAGUAUACUCGAACUGGGAUGAUGAUUCUUUGUGUUUGAGGAGUUCUUAUUGGCAUGUGUACCUGAGAUAUGGUGUUGAAGAAGAAGCAAGAUUACGGAUUCAAUGGAUUCCAUGUCUCCACUAUACCUAGAGCCCCCAGAUCAAUUAGGAGGAGGGGCUCAAUUAAGAAGCCAGUUGAGGACAGCCAAAUCUGUGCAAUUGAUUUGCUAGCCACUUUAGCUGGCAAGUUAUUGCAGGAGAGUGAAAGUUCUUCUGCUUCUAGCAAUGUGGCAGCUGGAAAAGAUCGGCUUAACAUCAGUAAAGAUGGAAUUAAACAGGAAUUACAAGAUGAUGAUAAACCAUUGAAAGGAGAGUGCCUUGAUCAGGGAAGCUGUGAAGGGAUUGUCUUUGUCUCUAAGCUUGCCUCUCAAGACCUCAGUCCAAAGUAUACUGUGAAGCAAUUUCCACAUGCUGUGCAUGAUGCUGUUUUGGAUUGCACCUCAACAGUUGCAAGUCCUGAUUACUUAGACAAAGUUGGUUGUGAUGUGAUGGUAACUUGCAAAAGCAAGAAUAUAUUUGGAAAAGUUCCUUGUAAAGUUGAGAGAGGCUCCCCUGAUUGUGGGGAAACUUGUGGUGAUUUAGAGAACGGAGCAGAAAUAAGACAAGACGCUGAAGGGGAGGAGAGUGGAGGUUUGACCAUGGCCAAUAGAUGCAGUUCAAAAGAUUCAGUUGAACUUUGUAUGAAAAAUCCUGCACAAAUCAAUUCAGACAGUAAUGUCAAGUUGUCCUUGAACAGGGACUCCAUUCCUAAUGCUUCUUUUCCGAAGCAUAGGAAUGAUGUAAAGAUAGGUAUUAUAGAUGAUGACGAAAACUCUUAUAGGUGCAAUCAACAUGGCACCAAAAUAAAGGCCUUUAGGUCAUCUCCGUGUAUCGGAGACCAAAGAAUAAGGAAAUUACUUACAUCUAGAUACUGGAAAGUAGCUCCAAAAUUGAAGGAUUGUGAACUAUCAAACACUGAUGGGGGAAUAAAGCCUGUUUUCCGCAAAAGGAAAUUUUGUGGCACCCGAAAAAGAUAUCAGCGUGAAACUACUUUUAAGAGGAGGAAAUUGUUUGAACGCCACAUGGUAGUGGCGUCUGAUGGAGGGAUCAGCAGUGAAAGUGUUACCAAUUCGCCUGAAAAGAACAUGAACACAGAGAUGGGUGGCUCUGCUGCAAUGUUGCAUGGAGUAAGUGGGUUAUCAUCUUCAGUUAUAAGUCAUCAAGCAUCAUUCAAUUCAGGGGAUUCUCAUGUGAAGUUUAGCAUUAAGUCCUUCAGGGUACCGGAGCUUUUUAUUGAGGUUCCUGAAACUGAAACUAUUGGUGCAUUGAAGAGGACAGUUAUGGAGGCAGUGAAUUCUAUAUUUGGAGGUGGAUUACAUGUGGGGAUGUUUCUUCAAGGGAAGAAGGUUAGAGAUGACUACAAAACUCUACGGCAGACUGGUAUAUCUCACAAUGACAAUCUGGACACCUUGGGAUUUGCAUUGGAGCCAAGUCCUAUCCACCCAUCUCCACCUUUGCAUACUGAAGAUCCACCUUUCUUGUUACCAUCUGACACAUCUCAGCUUUUAACCAGGUCCCCAGAUCCUCCCACUUUUGAUUCAGGGUUUUCUGAUGCCACACCUGAUCCUUCUCCACUGACCAAUUUGGGCAAUCAAGUUGAAAAAAUUCAUGAUUCAGUUCCCUCUCCUACUGACAUACUGACAGACAAAACAAUGCCGGAUUCCAGAGCACUGGUUGCUGUUCCUGCAAUGAGCUUGGAGGCACUAGCUGUGGUUCCAAUGAACAUGAAAACUAAUCGAGCUGACCUUGUACAGCGUCGUACUAGGAGACCUUUCUCUGUAUCAGAAGUUGAAGCACUGGUUCAUGCAGUUGAGGAACUUGGAACUGGAAGGUGGCGUGAUGUUAAACUGCGUGCUUUUGAUAAUGCAAAACAUCGAACUUAUGUAGAUUUGAAGGAUAAAUGGAAAACACUGGUUCACACGGCAAGAAUCUCCCCUCAGCAAAGAAGGGGAGAACCCGUGCCCCAGGAGGUCUUGGACAGAGUCCUGUCUGCCCAUGCUUACUGGUCUGAACAUCAAGCUAAGCAACAUGGUAAACAUCAGGUUGGAACUCUGAGGAUCACAGGUCCUCUGGCUGAAAGAGAUGGAAUUGGACAAGAUAUCUAAUUGUUAUGAUGUACAAAAAAAACUGACAGGAAUAGAGAAGAAAACUGUAAAAAUGAAUGAAAUUGAUGUAACAUUCAGAGUCACCAUCAUUCAUUGCCGGGUUUUCCCUUGUGGAGAGGUUGGCCCCUUGUAAAUCAUUUGCUGAAAUAAAAACAUUCUAACGGAAUCUUUGGUUCUUUGGAUUCA